Molecule: messenger RNA, 738 nt
Organism: Penaeus vannamei (Pacific white shrimp)
Lineage: Eukaryota; Metazoa; Arthropoda; Malacostraca; Decapoda; Penaeidae
Source: RefSeq, a predicted model, not a curated record
UGCAGAUAAACUGCGUCGGACAUGGAGCAGCAGAACCAGGAGAAGAGGAGAGGCAGUACUACAUGUCUAGUUUGUGGCCGUCAAGGUGGCAACACUGUAGUUGUCACUAGUGUUCAUAGUUUUGUUUCUGCUUCAGGAACUCCUUUGUCAGAUUUCCUUGUAAAGGUUGUGGGAGAAGAUCCAUGUUACUCUGUAAGUGAAGUCAUCUGUCAGCAGUGUUUUGUACUUCUGGACCGUUUGGAUGCUUAUCAGGCUCGGGCUGCCGAGAUUCACACCCAUGUCACUUCAAGAUACCGUGACACUAAACUUGAGUUGUUGGGUCAGAGACAACGAAUGAGUGAGCUAAUAGCAUCAUCAUUGUCUAAUGUCCAGGAACUGCGCCAUGGAACAACUCUCAAUGUCAGUGAUGAACUUACUAUAACUAUAGUUCAUGAAGCAAUGCCAAAAAGGAGAAGACACUAUAGAUUACAAAAUAGUGCUGCACUGAACCAUGUGAAAUCAUCAAAAAAUGCUCAGAAUACAGUUAAGUCCAUGAAUGGCAGGAGCAGUGCUAUAAGUCAAUACAUGUCGCCUAAAUUCAAAAGAAAGCGGACAGAUGAAUCGUUUGAUCAUAGAUCUUUUAUGGGGAAAAAGAAAAGGAAGCUAUUUUCAGGUGGAACUGAUGCCUUAAGUAACAAUAACAAUAUAUGCUAUGACAAAAAUGUGAAAAGGCUUGAUGGCAACCAAGGACAUUACUGA